CACUACCAGAUGUGAUUUCCCAUCUAGCCAUUUUUCUUCUUCUUGAUUACUCUGAACACGAGAAUGUCCUUCUUUCAAGUCGAAAUGUCCGAUGAUAAUGCACAAGCCUCGACAUACAUCAAAUCGGCUAUCUUGGGGCAUUCAGGUCUGUCAUUACCUCAAGGUUCCAAAUCCCUGAAAAAGUCGGAGGUGGGUCGGCGAUCUCAUACCUCAUGUAUCGUCCUGCGAAACCAACGAUCCGCAUUCUGGGCUAUGGAAAUAUUUUGGGUGGUUUUAUCGCCGUCGGCCCCAUCGUACUCUCCCUCCUUCCCAACCUUACCAACCAAAGCCUCACGGACGUUAUUAACCUCGUCGAGUAAGGAAGUUGGGGCCGAUGACCAUACGGGGAUGUACCAAGAGUCCAUUUUACAAGUCGGAUGGUUCAAGCAGCUCGAUUCAGCAAGUUCACAGCCGGUAGUAGCAAGGGGUUCUAUCGUGGUAACGUGGCGUCGGUUGACAACAACACUAACAUUAUGUGACAUCGAAGCUGAUGCCAGAAAAGGCAACGCGGACCUUGUUGCGAACCGGAGGGUCAUCGACGCGAUGAGAAAGCAGGCCGAAGAGGAAUCGAACAAGGUAGCUCGGGAACUCAACGAUAAGGGGGCAAAAUAGCGCCUGCUAGCGUAGCCCUUUCGGUAAGUAAACCCUUCCUGAAGGAUUCAGCUAGGUCGUCUGCAGGGAGAUGGACUUCAGGGAACAUCGAGCCGGAACCUUUUCAUAGCAAGUGGAUUGUUUUCUGGUCGAGAAUCCGACCUGACGAUAACGGCCGUUGAAAUACCUGAGCAACAGUUCAGAGGUGCCUUACGCUCAUGCGGGCUGUCGAGAACAAGUGUAUGAAGAAAUCCUUGUUAAGGUACCUGGAAAACAUCCAGCAAGCUCCCCAUGAUUAUUACGCUUGUCCCACACCAAAUCCUACAUCUGCCAUGAUCAGUAAAAUAAGUUAG
Messenger RNA from Pisolithus orientalis, 983 nucleotides. RefSeq lists its product as uncharacterized. Bases 64 to 651 code for a protein of 195 amino acids. The record is from RefSeq and is a predicted model, not a curated record. NCBI's taxonomy places the organism in Eukaryota, Fungi, Basidiomycota, Agaricomycetes, Boletales, Pisolithaceae. The transcript is spliced from 6 exons.